CUUAGUUUAUUAAAUUAUCUUCCACUCACUCAACACUCUUUCUCUAUAUGAAUUCUAGAGAGAGGGUUCCCUCAGAUCGAACUCUUCCCUGAUCGAUCAAUUCUGGCAGGUACGUGACUCAGAUCGACCCCACUUUCCCGCAUUUUCUCUCCCAUUUUCUCUUCCACUUUCUCGGAAUAGUUUGAGAAUUGCUAUGAAUGAGGCAGCUUUAUCUCUUCAAAGCACUGAAACUGCGCUGUUCCGACUCCGCUUUUUGAGGACCAGUAGAAGUGGCAAAUUUGGGGGGUUUUGAGGCCAAAGCGCUGAGAUCUGUGAAGAAUUCAAAGACAUUGAUGUUGAAAGCUUGGAGAGUACCGUCCAUGAAUUUAGCUGAUUCGGAUGUAAGGGCAGUUGUGGAAUAUCAUGAAAAUGGCAGUUUCUGUCACCAUUUGAGGGUUUAAUUCGGUGAUUUUGAAUUUCUAAAACAACCUGUGGUUGCUAAAAAGUGCAAAUUUUAGGGGACUUUGAAGGUGGAAAGCUGAGAUCUAUGUCAGGAGGUCCCAGAGUGAGGUCAAUGAAUGUAGCUGAUUCAGAGGUGAGGCCAGUCCUUGGACCUGCUGGAAACAAGACGAUGAGGUCGUUGAGUGGUCGGAAACCUGCAACAAAGCCUCUAAGGAAGGCAGAGAAAGCAACCAAAGAUGAUGAAGAGAUAAAAGCCCUUCCAUCAUCUAAUGGGGCUGCAUCAUCUCCACCAUCACAUUCUGUUAGUGUUCCAUUGGUGCUUCGUCGGCAGGAGCAGUUGUUGCAUUCUAAUUUAUCACUCAAUGCCUCAUGUUCAUCUGACGCCUCUACAGAUUCGUUUCAUAGUCGAGCAUCUACUGGUAGGAUCACUCGAUCAAGUAGUACAGCACGGAGGAGGUCAUACGCCUCCAAGCCAAAAGUCAUUGUUUCUGAUGGUGUGUCUGAAUCGCCACCUGAUGGUCUGAAAGCCAAAAGGAGGUGUGCAUGGGUGACACCAAAUACUGACUUGUCUUACAUUGCUUUCCAUGAUGAAGAAUGGGGAGUUCCAGUUCAUGAUGACAAGAAAUUGUUUGAGCUUCUUGUCCUUUCUGGUGCCUUGGCUGAACUCACAUGGCCUACCAUUCUCAGCAAGAGGCACAUUUUCAGGGAAGUCUUUGCGGAUUUUGAUCCAAUUGCUGUUGCAAAAUUGAACGAGAAGAAGUUAAUGGCACCAGGAAGCAUUGCUAGCUCUCUAAUAUCAGAGCUUAAGUUGCGUGGCAUCAUUGAGAAUGCACGACAAAUGUCCAAGGUCAUAGAUGAGUUUGGGUCGUUUGAUGAGUAUAUAUGGAGCUUUGUGAAUCACAAGCCAAUAGUUAGCAGGUUCCGGUAUCCUCGCCAUGUUCCAGUGAAGACUCCAAAAGCAGAUGUCAUAAGCAAGGACCUUGUGAGAAGAGGUUUCCGGAGUGUGGGGCCUACAGUCAUCUACUCAUUCAUGCAGGUGGCAGGAAUAACUAACGAUCAUCUUAUCAGUUGCUUCAGAUUCCAGGACUGUGUGACCGCUGCGGAAGUCAAGGAAGAGGAAAUCACUACUGGAGCAGCUGAAGAGAAGAAAAGCAAUGUGAUUGAAUCAGAAUUGUCCAGAGCUAUCGAUGAACUGAGUUUUUCAUCAGAAUGAUGUGCCAAAUGCCCUGUGGGUGGGUAGGUGGGCGGGCU
Vitis riparia (riverbank grape) is the source of this 1692-nucleotide messenger RNA. Its product is annotated as probable GMP synthase [glutamine-hydrolyzing]. NCBI's taxonomy places the organism in Eukaryota, Viridiplantae, Streptophyta, Magnoliopsida, Vitales, Vitaceae. The transcript is spliced from 6 exons. The coding region runs from base 527 to 1654 and encodes 375 amino acids. Gene Ontology annotation, biological process: base-excision repair. The record is from RefSeq and is a predicted model, not a curated record. Gene Ontology annotation, molecular function: DNA-3-methyladenine glycosylase activity.